Messenger RNA from Westerdykella ornata, 1279 nucleotides. RefSeq lists its product as uncharacterized. The record is from RefSeq and is a predicted model, not a curated record. Gene Ontology annotation, cellular component: membrane. NCBI's taxonomy places the organism in Eukaryota, Fungi, Ascomycota, Dothideomycetes, Pleosporales, Sporormiaceae. The transcript is spliced from 2 exons. The coding region runs from base 203 to 1039 and encodes 278 amino acids.
GCUCUCCACGUCGACUCUCCUUGACGACAACGUCGUCCGGUCGCCUGCCUAUUGCUCUCAUGCCACUGUCCUAGGCCAUCGAUAAAUCUGUGGGCGGCAGACCUUCAUAGACACUAGGACACGAGAUUCCAUCAAUAUCCCCAACCAGAACCCCUGGACAGCAUAACAAAGAAACGUUCGAAGACAGAUUUUCCACGUCAACAUGGCAAAUAAACACAUAUUUGGGCCCAAUUACUCGAAUUUCGACACUUCCUACCGGUAUGAGACCUCGUGGUUGUUUUCGCCUACGGUCCUCUUUAUCAUCCGCGGUUUUCUGUCGUUGUAUGCCUUCACCACGAUUUUCACUAUCUUUGGUUACAAUGGCGCCAAUGGUCUUUCAGAGAACUCAGAGCGAUCCUUCUCAUACUUCACGAACUUGACUUAUUGGGGCCUUGCCUUCUACUUUCUGUUCGCAGCUCUGCAUUCCGGCAGCUAUGCAUUUACAGGGACACCGCUCCUAGCUCGUUGGCCGAAGGUACUGCAGAUUGCGCAUGGGAUGUUCUAUUCGACUAUAGUUGUCUAUCCGUGGAUUGUAACGAUUGUCUUCUGGGCACUCCUCUAUAGCAGCUUCGACUCACCCUUCUCAACCUGGACAAACACAUCACAACACGCUCUUAAUGCCGUCUACGCACUGUUCGAGAUUAUCUUCCCCCGCACCGAUCCUUUGCCUUUCAUCGACCUUGUACCAGUUGUCGUCAUCCUCGCUUUGUAUCUCGGCCUGGCCUACGUGACCCACGCUACACAAGGAUUCUACGUCUACAGUUUCCUGGAUAACACGAAAAAUUCGUCUGGGGUGGUUGCUGGAUACAUCGUCGGAAUCCUGGUUGGCAGCGUCAUUAUCUUCAUUAUCGUGCGGUAUCUCAUCGUUUUCCGGAUCUGGGUGACGGAGAAGAAGCUUGGAAUGACGGGGAAGUUUUCAUGCCGCGGCGUCUCAAGGGCUGUGGAGGCCGACGCGGAGAAAGGGUUGAACCGACCCAGUGCGGAGGCAGAGGUUCAUUGAGAUUCGAUUGCGCUCAACUUUCUGAGCGAGUCCUUUAUUGUUGUUCGAUAUCCCCUCAUCCCGUUGCGUUCUAUAUACUUUGAUUAGAAUGUAGGUAAUGUCCUCUGAUUUCAACUUCCGGCGACCCUGGCGGUUGACAAAAUUGUUACAUCCGAACCUAAACCUCCCAGGUCUCUUUUAUAGAGGGCUAGAGUUGUCGUAGUAUUCUUAUUCGUAUAAUGCAGAUACUCUCUAGUCUCC